UUUUACAGAAGAAGUUACGUAACCCGGAAGUACGCGGGACUUCGGUUCUGCAAAAAAGGAAAAAGCUAGCCGUUAGCCUCCCGGUGCUGCAGGGUCUGGUUCUGUCUCUUAGCGAUCAACAUGGUCCAGUUGGUGGGUUCGCUUCGAAAAGAGCUGGCUGACUCCCUUUCCACUUGCAGGGUGCUGGUGGUGGGAGCGGGAGGGAUCGGCUGCGAGCUGCUGAAGAACCUCGUCCUUACCGGCUUCAAAAACAUCGAAGUGAUUGACUUGGACACAAUUGAUGUGAGCAACCUGAACCGUCAGUUCCUCUUCCAGAAGAAGCAUGUCGGCAAGUCUAAAGCACAGGUGGCCAAAGAGAGCGUCUUGCAGUUUUGUCCUACUGCAAAUAUCACUGCCUACCAUGACAGCAUCAUGAACCCUGACUACAAUGUGGAGUUCUUCAGAAAGUUUGUGCUGGUAAUGAACGCUCUGGAUAACAGAGCGGCCCGUAACCAUGUGAACAGGAUGUGCUUGGCAGCAGACAUUCCUCUGAUAGAGAGCGGCACAGCAGGAUACCUCGGACAAGUCACAGUAAUCAAGAAGGGCAUGACGGAGUGCUAUGAGUGCCAACCUAAGCCCACCCAGAAGACAUUUCCAGGAUGCACCAUAAGAAACACGCCGUCUGAACCCAUUCACUGCAUCGUGUGGGCCAAGUAUCUCUUCAAUCAGCUGUUUGGAGAAGAGGAUGCAGAUCAAGAAGUGUCACCCGACACAGCGGACCCAGAGGCUGAAUGGAAUCCCGAAGAGACGGCAGCUCGCGCCACGGCCUCAGAAAAGGACGGGGACAUCAAGAGAGUCUCCACCAAGGAGUGGGCCCGUUCCACAGGAUACGACUCUGUCAAACUCUUCAACAAGCUUUUCAAAGAUGACAUCAUGUACCUGCUUACCAUGGACAAGCUGUGGAAGAAGAGGAAAGCUCCUACUCCUCUGGACUGGCACCAGCUGGAGAACAGUGCAUGUCCUCAGGGGGAUUCUCCAGUUUCUGGUUUGAAGGAUCAGCAGGUUCUGGGUGUAUGGGGUCACUGCCAGCUGUUCCAGCACAGCGUGGAGACUCUUCGCUCACAGCUGCAGGAAAAGGGAGAAGGAGCAGAGCUAGUGUGGGAUAAGGAUGACCCUCCAGCCAUGGACUUUGUUACUGCAGCAGCCAACUUACGUAUGCACAUCUUUAGCAUGAACAUGAAGAGUCGCUUUGACGUAAAGUCCAUGGCAGGUAACAUCAUCCCAGCUAUUGCUACAACCAACGCUGUCAUCGCUGGACUCAUCGUGCUGGAGGCGUUGAAGAUCCUCUCUGGCCAACUGGAAUCCUGUCGUACGAUCUUCCUGAACAAAUGUCCCAACCUCAGGAAGAAGCUGCUGGUCCCGUGUAUCUUGGACCCACCCAGCGCCAACUGCUAUGUCUGUGUCAGCAAACCUGAAGUCACAGUCAAAGUCAACGUCCACAAAACUACUGUCCUCUCUGUGCAGGACAAGAUCCUGAAGGAGAGAUUUGGCAUGGUGGCUCCAGAUGUUCAGAUAGAGGAUGGAAAAGGGACCAUCCUCAUCUCCUCAGAAGAAGGAGAAACGGAAGCCAACAACAGCAAAUUUCUUUCUGAUUUUGGGAUCCGUAACGGCAGCCGUCUCCAAGCUGAUGACUUCCUCCAAGACUACACACUCCUCGUUAAUGUCCUGCACACCGAGGAGCUUGAACGGGAUGUGGAGUUUGAGGUAGUAGGUGAGGCCCCAGACAAACCUCCGCCCCCUCAGUCAAACCAGGAAGAGGUUAACAGCAUAACCAACGGCAACAAGGACUCCGCCCAGCCGUCCACCUCUUCUAAAGCUCCAGCAGAAGACGAUGACAUCAUGAUUGUUGACUCUGACGAGGACGAAGGGGCGUCGUCGAGCUCUGCAGCAGCAGGCGCCGGCGGCAUCAAGAGGAAGCACUCGGAUGCAGAAACUGGCGAGGCCUCCACCAAGCGCCCACGGACGGACCAAUCAAGUGCCACAGCUGGCCCCACCGACAAUGACGAUGAUGACAUCAUCGCUCUGGACUAACCCGUCCUCCCUGGUCUCCUGAAGGACUGAGAACUCUUUAAACGUUUGUCAUUUUGACUCAAGACUGACAGUAGGCUUAAAUAAAACACCUCUUUUAUGGAGAACAGUUUACUGCCCUGGUUCAUCUGUCGUCACUUCCUCCUCCCGAACUGUGUGUUUGUGCUUUCAUACUCCCUCUGCUCUCUGACAUGAUGCUGUAAAUAGAUUCUGCAUUUUAAGAAGUUUUGAGAAAUACAUAAAUACAGCUGCUUUUGUUAUUUUUAUUCAUUUCCGACCCCUAUAAAAUGCUUCUCUUGAUGGUUUAAAAAAAAAAAGUGCUUUUGUAUUUUUUAUAAACGUACUGUAUUUCUCAUGCUACACAAGUCAGGGUGUUUUUGUGCUUUGUGGUCAGGUUACAAAAGA
Scatophagus argus is the source of this 2472-nucleotide messenger RNA. It is a transcript of the gene uba2, whose product is annotated as ubiquitin-like modifier activating enzyme 2. The coding region runs from base 121 to 2070 and encodes 649 amino acids. The record is from RefSeq and is a predicted model, not a curated record. Gene Ontology annotation, cellular component: SUMO activating enzyme complex; cytoplasm. Gene Ontology annotation, molecular function: SUMO activating enzyme activity. Lineage: Eukaryota; Metazoa; Chordata; Actinopteri; Scatophagidae. The transcript has 17 exons. Gene Ontology annotation, biological process: protein sumoylation.